GCGAGCACGAGUAAUGCGAGUUAUACGAGUUAUAUAUACAGUCGGGCGUGUAGCGUAAAUUUAUACGUAUGUACACACGAGAGAGUGAGAGAGAGGGAGAGUGUACAGUAUAGUUGUGUACUGAGAGCGAGCGUGUUAUAUUGCUUUGGUAUUGCCUUCGAGGAGAGCUGGUCAGUCACGUAUAGCAUCACAACCUCGAAAACGCAACUUGGGCGUGACGACAGAUACAUUCGUUGCAGCAUUUGUUAUUUGUUGUGAGGAAUCAGCGGAGAAUUGUUAGCAGCUGCAAUUCGCAUUGUUGCGAGAUUCGAUAGAGUUUAUAAUCUGCGAACGAGUAGCAAAGAGCGAGAACAAGAGCCACAUUGGAAAGAAUCAGUGAGUAAAGAAAAAGCAGCACAAGCAGGCGUAGGGCGGCCUGUCAAUUAGGUGCAGCUGUCGCAGGAAACAUGCCCGUGGCUUGACGUCGCGUAUCGGUGCGCGUUAGAAAAAUGCAUGAGACCGCCCGCGGUUGAGCGUGCAGAGGAAAACGUGUGAAGGAGAGUGAGAGUGCGCUGCAGUUUAUAAAUAUAUUAUGAGAGUGCGUGGUGGUACCCGCGGUGCCGGGAAAACAACGACGACGGUGACAGCAGCAGCGCAAGGUGCGCGGCUUGAGGCCCGCGGCGGCGGAUAAUGGGCACGAAAUCCUCGUGGACGUCGGAGAGCAGUAGUUCGGACUCGGGCGCGAGCAGACAGCGGCUGAAGGUACUGUACGACUUCGAGUACGAGACGCGCGGCAAGCGCGUGAGGAUCGUCAAGGAUGAGCAGCUGGUUCUAGUGCGCAAGACCAACGACGACUGGUGGCAGGUGGUGCGAGCCGCAGACCUCGCCGGCAGCUACUACGUGCCCGAGCAGGCGACCUUUUACGUGCCCACCGGCUACGUCGGUCUCCAGCAGCCCUCCGACCAACUGCCCGACGGUACGCGCUUCUACGUCGACAAGGACAAGAUGUUCAAGGCGGCCGAACCACCCCCCUCCUCCUCUUCCUCCUCCUCCUCCUCCUCUGGUCAGUCUCGCAAGACGAGCCACGACUCGUUCAAGAGCAAAGUCAUAAGAAAGCUCUCCGGCAACUUGUCGGCAACCUCGCAGCAGUCGGACGGCAGCGGCGAUAAGCCAACCAAGGCGAUCAAGCAUUCGCGGAAGAACUCGAACGACACGAGCGACGAGCCCGCGCUCCUCAAGCAUCACCAUUGGGAGAGUUCGACGUUCGCCAUGUGCUUCGGCAGAGACAACAAGAGCGCCAACGAGGCUCAGCUCAAUCCUUUCCAGGAGGAGCUCGAGAACGCUCUCUCGAGCCGAGUGUCCCAGAGGAGACUCGCUUCGAGCGCGAGCUUGCGUAACGUCCGGAAGGAGCAACCGCCGCCCGCCGACAGCCAUCAACCGGCGGCCGACUCGACCUUCGAAAGCAUCCAUGACAAGUGGCAAAAGGUCAGCGCUCUCUCCUGCAACUCGUCGUCUCAGCGCCAGCAGCAGAUUCGAAAAGUUAGCGAGGACAAUUCGACGAAGAAAGCGCAGGCUCUGCCGACCAUCAAGGAGAGCAAGUCGCCGAACGCGUCCCCGGCGAAAACUCCAAACCAGGAACCGGUGGCGAUUCGUCGAGCGAGCCGACUGCCCGAGGAAAAGUCGCUGACCGACGACAGGGAGCCGGAGUCUCGGCAGAGGAGUUGCCCCGAAGAACAACGCCCGAGUAGUGUAGCUCCGGCGCAAGACAAUGGACUUGACAUCAUCAACGACAAGCGAAAGAUGUGGGCGAUCGAGACUCUGAUGUCGGAGUUGAUGCAGUCGAGCUCGAUGGCGGUGAAAACGCUGGCCAGCGAGGCGUCGAACGCAACCAAGUCGGUCUCCGGGGCGAAGCAGUUGGCGCAGGAGCUGCACGACAUGAGCGUGUCGAGACGAGAAGCCGAGAUCCAGGUCAAUUUGCUCGACGACGUUCAAGCCGAAGAGGAGAACGGCCGGCAGCGAGAGCUCAAAGCGGUUGCUCCGAAAGCCGAGAGGAGGAUGUUCGACUUUGUACCUCGUUCCCAAGCCGUGAGAAGCUCUAGUGCGAGGUCGCCCAAGUUGCUGGAUGAGUACAACGAAGCCAACAUACUGAGCGAAGCUGCUGGCGAGAGAGCUGCGGCCGUGAACUCGGAGAAGCGUCGGGGCGAAGAGAGAGUCCGUCGUAGUCAAAGUAGUCCGGAAUCGCCCUCGUACUCGAGCGUGCCGUUACGUUUGCGACGCGACAACGUGCCGUCUUUACCACAGCAGUCCAACAUGCCCAGCAAGGCUGACUUUCGCAACGAGUUGCAGCUCAGUCCAUCCCUCGAAAAGUUGGCCAGUGAAAUAAAAUUCCUGCCAGCCUCGUGGAAAGGCAACGACAGCGACAGACUUUCUCAGGAAGUGCCGACGACGUUGGACUGGCCACAGACGACGACCCUCAGUCAAGAUUCUCUGCGACUGUAUAAACGACGCUCGAAAUCUGAGCCACAGCUACUUCAAAGGAAGUCGAGGAGUCUCGGGGACCUCGACUGCUCGGAGAUGGAUGAGAGAGAACAGCUUGAGCUUAGGAGACGCUACAAGCCCGUGCCUAAGCUUCGUUCAAAGGACUCUUUCAAGAAGAUAUUGUUGUCGUUCCAUAAGCCCAACACCACAUUCCCGCUCACGGGUCCUGCGGCGGCCGCUAGACCUGUGCCGGCCAAGCGCCGAGUACAUCAGCAGCAACAGCAGCCAUAUCAACAUCAUACGCCUAUUAGCAGUUGCGACGACCUUGAUCAAAUUGACAUUGAACGCAGCACGGCCGUUGGAUUCAAAAGUCUUUUGCGCGCAUCCGACAGCGGUUCCGAAGAAUGUCUUCAGAGCAAGACAUUUCCUUCUUUGCCCUCGCUACUGAUACUCAACAGGCCCCAUCAGAACCUGUACGAACAGAAACAUAAUCAUUCCCAACAACAAAAUGCCUCCAACGACAAUCUCAGUAGCAGCCGAAGUCUUUCAUCUGAGACAAUUCUCAGCUCCUCUUCUGCCUCGGCUCGGAUUCUCGAUGAGCCCGAACUCGAUAAUAUCGUCGAUCUACCUCCGGGUUGGAGGCAAAUUUACGAUAACAAUGCUAAACGCUUCUGCUUCCUUAAUGAUAGAGGCGAUAAGUGGUUCUCCUCCAAUGAUGCCGAGGGAAAAAUUUAUUUCUUCGAAGAAAACAGCAAUGAAUCUUCGUGGGCACUUCCCGCAAUUGCCAAUGAAAGGCGCGUUAGAACGAUAUCCAACGGUGAUUGGCCUCAGCUCUUUGAUGGCAAUAUGUGUAUUCUCAAAGAAGGCGUGAUAAACAAGACCAAAAUAACAACUGAGAAUGGAAAGAAAUUAAGGAAGGCUUGGAGUUUGUCUUAUGCAGUAUUAACGGAGUUGUUUUUGUUGUUUUUCAAGGAUGCCAAAACUUUUGCUGCAAUGAAAAUGGACCAAUCUGCGGCAGCGAAGCCGGAUAUUACAGUGGACUUGAACGGUGCCUUUAUAGAACCUAUAGAUAAGUUGAGCAAUAGAAAAAAUGUUUAUCUUAUAAACACAAUAUUAGGGCUACAAGUUCUCAUACAAUCAGACAAUGCACUAGCAAUAACAGAAUGGUACAAAGAAAUAAACGACGCCAUACUAAGGCUGCCAUUUAGUCAGGAAUGCAGACGGACUACGUCUUCAAAGCAAUUCGAAGGAUGAACAGCUGCAAAAUAUUUCUGCCUGGUUGAAAAUUCGUUAUUUUUCCAAAGUCUAGGAUGAUACUGUUAUAAUGUGAACUGACAAAA
Messenger RNA from Phymastichus coffea, 3797 nucleotides. RefSeq lists its product as uncharacterized. The coding region runs from base 670 to 3711 and encodes 1013 amino acids. The record is from RefSeq and is a predicted model, not a curated record. Lineage: Eukaryota; Metazoa; Arthropoda; Insecta; Hymenoptera; Eulophidae. Gene Ontology annotation, molecular function: protein binding. The transcript is spliced from 6 exons.